Molecule: messenger RNA, 359 nt
Organism: Suillus clintonianus
Lineage: Eukaryota; Fungi; Basidiomycota; Agaricomycetes; Boletales; Suillaceae
Exons: 2
Coding region: 16-243 (75 amino acids)
Source: RefSeq, a predicted model, not a curated record
CUCUUGGUAUCAUUGAUGCACCAGGCGGUUGUCAGUGCAGUCGCCGCACUCACAUUCUCGAGUCUCUUUAUCGAUAUUCUGUACAGCGUCACGAGCGCCGCGGUCGUUACUGUAAAGUUCCAUCUCUGUCGGGCCCCCCUUCUAUUACUAGACUUUCGGAGCUUCGCAGUGGUCCAGUGGAUUAUAUCCGCGCGUAGCGCUGGUCGAACAAGCCAGGUCUCGUCAUCCAAUUCCACCCCGUAACGAUGUUGAGGCAAAGGGAAAUAAAUCAUGAAGUGUCACUCAUGGGACGCCAGAGUCAGUACUAGUGACUCGGACACGUUGCGUCCACGUCACACCUCAGAUGAGCCCAUGAUACG